Linderina pennispora is the source of this 693-nucleotide messenger RNA. RefSeq lists its product as uncharacterized. Lineage: Eukaryota; Fungi; Kickxellomycota; Kickxellomycetes; Kickxellales; Kickxellaceae. The transcript has a single exon. The record is from RefSeq and is a predicted model, not a curated record. The coding region runs from base 1 to 693 and encodes 230 amino acids.
AUGUACAGCUCGACAGGCAGCGCCGAACAGAGCCGUGAAUCGGUCAAUGCGUCAUACGAUGUUCUCAAUUCACGGCUGAUGCCACGGGCGGGAAACACGGCCGAUGAGGAGCUCGUAUUCCGCAGCGAUUCGCGGAGCUCCAAGACGUCGCAGAACCAGCAGUACAUGAACACGCUGUCGACAGGGCAAAAAGCGCGCAACACGCUGAACGCGAGCCAGACGCGGGUGAACUCGCCGGGGGCAAGCACGACGUCGGUGAACCAGCAGCACACGGGGCAGCCGCGGUCGCAGUCGUCAACGGGCCACUACCCGAGCGGGCCGAAGCCGGGCCGCCUGCCGUCGCGGGCAUCGUCUGGUGCACCUGGGCAUCCGGGCGGCACGGCGAACUCGUCGGGGUCGUCGGAGGACUCGAUGAAGCAGAAGCAGAUGAAUCACCAGCGCGGCCGUGGCGGCGGGUCCGCGGCUGGAGCGUCGAUGAUGGCGAAGAGGCGGGAUGCGACGGUGGAUGCGCGCGGGUUCCUGCGGACGCUGAAUGACUUGUUCUUCAGCAAGUUCUGCGUCGAUGAGCUGUUCUACCGGGAGUUUCGCGAGCAGCUGGUGAAGCGGAUACAGGAGAGCACCUACCGCUAUGACCCAGAGGACCUGCAGGAUAUCUUGGACGAUGUGUCCGAGGCAUGCAAGAGCACACGGUAA